GCCCUAUAUAUCAGGCAUAAACCAAUCUCGACCAAUUACUCCAUUGGGAAAGUGCGACCUUUCCAAUUAAACGAUAGCGUGAGCGCACUUACACUACGCGGUCAACUUUUCUUUAUCCGUUUCGCGAGAGGGCCGACCUUUCUUCACAAUCACCCACCAACAAAACCCCCAUACCUUGACAUCGAUUGCGGAUUCAGUGCGAAACGUCCUUCGUACUUCUUUCGUUCUUCUUUGCCCUGUUCCUUCAAACCCCAUAAAACCACCUUUUUCCGCAAAAAAAGGCUCAAAAAAACUAGAAAAACAGUCAGAAAACCUCAGAUUUGCGAUCUCUCCAUAUCAAACUCACCCCUACAACCUCCUACUACCAAUCUUCCGUCACACGAUCCCUUCACUUGUGCGACAUUUUCACCCAAAACAAGAGUCAUAAGAACCUAGACGUGGUCUUUCUUUGCAAGAAUAACCAUUCAAGAUGUCUGCUCCUUCCGCUACCUCUGCUGUGGACCAGCUCGCCACCGAUCUCACCAACACCACCCUGAAUGGCGGCGAUGCCACAGCAAUCAACACCAACGUCUCUACUGAGGCCACCUCCGAAGACCCAGACACUGCAGGCCCAACUCCAACUGGCGCACAGGCUGCCCACCCCCAGGCUUCGGCAUCUCUGUAUGUCGGAGAGCUUGACCCAUCUGUGACUGAGGCCAUGCUCUUCGAGCUCUUCUCCCAGAUCGGAUCUGUUGCCUCCAUCCGUGUCUGCCGUGACGCUGUCACCCGCCGUUCCCUUGGCUAUGCCUACGUCAACUACAACACCACAAUCGAUGGUGAGAAGGCUCUUGAGGAGCUCAACUACACCCUGAUCAAGGGCCGCCCAUGCCGCAUUAUGUGGUCCCAGCGUGACCCUGCCCUCAGAAAGACUGGCCAAGGCAACGUCUUCAUCAAGAACCUUGAUGUUGCCAUCGACAACAAGGCUCUCCACGACACCUUUGCUGCAUUCGGCAACAUCCUCAGUUGCAAGGUUGCCCAGGAUGAGUCUGGAAACUCCAAGGGAUACGGAUUUGUUCACUACGAGACAGAUGAGGCUGCCAGCCAAGCCAUUAAGCAUGUCAACGGUAUGCUUCUCAACGAGAAGAAGGUGUUCGUCGGCCACCACAUCCCAAAGAAGGACCGCCAGAGCAAGUUUGAGGAGAUGAAGGCCAACUUCACCAACAUCUACGUUAAGAACAUCCCUGCCGAUGCCACUGAUGAUCAGUUCAGAGAGCUCUUCGAGAAGUUUGGAGAUGUGACCUCUGCUUCCCUUGCUCGCGACGAGGCGGGAAAGAACCGCGGCUUUGGUUUCGUCAACUUCAUCAACCAUGAGCACGCGUCGGCCGCCGUCGACGAGCUUAAUGGAAAGGAUUUCAUGGGCCAGGAUCUUUACGUCGGACGCGCCCAGAAGAAGCACGAGCGUGAGGAAGAGCUCCGCAAGUCCUACGAGGCUGCUCGUAUCGAGAAGGCCUCAAAAUACCAAGGUGUAAACCUCUACGUCAAGAAUCUCGAGGAUGAUGUCGACGAUGAGAAGCUUCGCGAGCUUUUUGCUCCUUAUGGAGCUAUCACGUCUGCCAAGGUCAUGCGUGACACUGCUGCCGAGACCGCCGAGGCCGAGGAGAAGGAGAAGAGCGAGGAGAAGAAGGAAGAGAAGAAGGACGAGGAGAAGGUUGAGGAGGCUAAGGAGGAGAAGAAGGAAGGCGAGGAGGAGUCUGCCGAGAAGAAGGCCGCAUCCAAGUCUGAGAAGCGUGUUCUUGGUAAGAGCAAGGGCUUCGGCUUUGUCUGCUUCAACAACCCAGACGAGGCCACCAAGGCUGUGACUGAGAUGAACCAACGCAUGGUCAACGGCAAGCCAUUGUACGUCGCCUUGGCUCAGCGCAAGGAUGUCCGUAAGAGCCAGCUCGAGGCUAGCAUUCAGGCUAGAAACCAGAUCCGUAUGCAGCAGGCUGCUGCCGCUGCUGGAUUACCUCAGCAAUUCAUCCAGGCUCCGAUGUUCUAUGGUCCCGGCCAGCAGCCAGGCUUCAUGCCCCCCAACGCUGGCGGCCGCGGAAUGCCAUUCCCACCGCAACAGGGCAUGGGAAUUCCUGCCCAGGGUGCUCGUCCUGGUCAAUACCCAAACUUCCCUCCUCAACAAGCUGGCCGUGGUGGACCAGGUCCCCAGCAGCUGCCUCCUAACGUGUAUGGGCUCCCAGGGCAAUUCUCGCCUGGAGCUCCAUACGGCCAGGCUGGAAACCCCCAGUUCUUAGCUGCCAUGCAGCAGGCCCAGGCUGCAGCUCUUGCUGGUGCUGGCCGUGGCGGACCAGGUGGCCGUAUGCCUAUGCAGGCACUGCCAGGAAUGCCACCGAACAUGGCAGGCUUACAAGGUGUACCGGGCCCCGGCAUGCCCCCCCAGGCUUAUAGGCAGCAGAACAACGCUGGGCGUGGAAUGCCCGGCCGACCAGGCCAGGCUGGCGGCUUCCCACCUCAGGGUGCCCGCAGCACUUCCCAAGCGCCCGUUCCAGGAGCAACCCAGGAAGGCGCAAGUGCUCUCCAGGCUCAGCUUACCACCGCCCCUCCAGCCCAGCAAAAGCAGCUUCUUGGCGAGGCACUGUUCCCCAAGAUUCAAGUUAUGCAGCCAGAACUCGCAGGAAAGAUCACCGGUAUGCUUUUGGAAAUGGAUAAUGCGGAACUUGUUGGCCUUAUCGAGGAUGAGUCUUCUCUUCGUGCCAAGGUUGACGAGGCCCUCACUGUGUACGAUGAGUACGUGAAGACCAACAAGGGCCCUGAUGGGGAGGCUCCUGCGGAAGGUGGAGAGGCCGCCAAGGAGACCGAGGAGAAGACCGCAGAGAAGGCUUAAUUGCCCGUCAUCUCCUGCCAUCCCGUCCCACAACUGGGCGGCUACCAUCGUGACUUAAUGAACUCCUACAUCACGACUCUAAAAAAUACCCUAUCCUAUUUCUUUUGUAAUAUGCGACGGAUGGGUCGGAAAAGUUAGGGGCUUUGACUCUUUUUGCCUUUGGCGACUCCUUGGCGCGAAGACGGACCGUUUCCACAACUCCGUGGCUCUGCUUUGAUUGUACAACUAGAUUGGAGAGAUCAUUGUUUGGGGGUCAUUGAUAUGACGCAGCAUCAUAGGAAUUGAGGCCAUCGUGGUUUUAUUUUCCCAUGUGCUGUUUUUAUCGUGAUGUGGUUAGCUUACCUGAUCGGUAUGGUUUUUAACACAACUAGACUAUAUUCUCACAAAAACAUUCGCAAACU
This is a messenger RNA of Pseudogymnoascus verrucosus, 3255 nucleotides long. RefSeq names its product Protein phosphatase PP2A regulatory subunit B (gene PAB1). The coding region runs from base 470 to 2854 and encodes 794 amino acids. The transcript has 2 exons. Gene Ontology annotation, molecular function: RNA binding. The record is from RefSeq and is a predicted model, not a curated record. Gene Ontology annotation, cellular component: ribonucleoprotein complex. Lineage: Eukaryota; Fungi; Ascomycota; Leotiomycetes; Thelebolales; Thelebolaceae.